Molecule: messenger RNA, 692 nt
Organism: Lathyrus oleraceus (garden pea)
Lineage: Eukaryota; Viridiplantae; Streptophyta; Magnoliopsida; Fabales; Fabaceae
Product: calvin cycle protein CP12-2, chloroplastic
Exons: 1
Coding region: 115-582 (155 amino acids)
Biological process (GO): negative regulation of reductive pentose-phosphate cycle
Cellular component (GO): chloroplast
Source: RefSeq, a predicted model, not a curated record
AAAGAAACAAUAUCAUAAAACAGGUCCAACGUGGAAAAUAAUAAGAGGUUGUCAAAAAGAUAAGAAUUAUGCGUCCAGAAAUAUUGACCAGCAUUGGUUAUAUAUUUUGCCAUAAUGUACUCCAUUAAAUUAAACCUCAUCUUUAUUAACACCAAAAAAAAAAAAAACUCAAUAGCUGCAACUAUGGCAGCAACAAUGGCUGGUAUGAGUCUUUCAACUCCUAGAGUAGUUUUCAAGGCACCAGAAUCGCUUCAAAAGUCUCAAACCAUUAGGUUCGCACCAGUGUUUGUGCUCAACCAAAGGAGAACCGGCACAGUCAGUUCGGGCAGGAUGGUAAGCAUUCGACCCGUACGGGCAUCACCGGAUAGCAUAACUGGAAAGGUGGAAGAGAGCAUAAAGAACGCGGAGGAGGCAUGUGCAGGAGACGCCGCUAGCGGCGAGUGUGUGGCGGCGUGGGAUGAGGUGGAGGAACUGAGCGCGGCGGCAAGCGACGCCAGGGAUAAGAAGAAGGUAUCGGACCCACUGGAGGAAUACUGCAAGGACAACCCGGAGACUGACGAGUGUCGCACCUAUGAUAACUGAUUGAAGUCAAAACUCUAUUAUAUUAUCAUUUCUGUUGUGUAUUAAUUUUUAUUUAAGGUUGAAUAAUUCAUAUAUACCAUCUUUACAAAGUCAUUAUUCUAGCUUCAUCA